GAAAUCCCUACGCACGCUUAGACUCUUGGGAGUUGUAGUACGAAUCCAGUCAGGGUUGGAACCAUGGCGGUGACCAAAGAGCUCUUACAGAUGGACCUGUACGCGUUGCUAGGUAUCGAGGAGAAAGCAGCGGACAAAGAGGUGAAGAAGGCAUAUAGGCAGAAGGCCCUCUCCUGCCACCCAGACAAAAAUCCGGAUAAUCCUAGAGCAGCUGAGCUCUUCCACCAGCUUUCUCAGGCCUUGGAGGUACUGACCGAUGCUGCAGCCAGGGCUGCCUAUGACAAGGUCAGGAAAGCCAAGAAGCAGGCAGCAGAGAGGACCCAGAAACUUGAUGAGAGAAGGAAGAAAGUGAAGCUUGACCUGGAGGCCCGAGAGCGGCAGGCCCAGGCCCAUGGCAGUGAGGAGGAGGAGGAGAGCCGGAGCACCAGGACAUUGGAGCAGGAGAUUGAACGCCUUCGGGAAGAGGGUUCCCGGCAGCUGGAGGAACAGCAGAGGCUGAUCCAGGAGCAGAUACGCCAGGAGCGGGAGCAGAGGUUGAGAGGAAAGGCAGAAAAUCCUGAAGGCAGAGGAACCCCCAAGCUAAAGCUAAAAUGGAAGUGCAAGAAAGAAGAUGAGUCAAAAGGCGGCUACUCCAGAGAUGUCCUCCUACAGCUUUUCCAGAAGUAUGGAGAGGUGCUCCACCUGGUGCUUUCCAGUAAGAAGGCUGGCACUGCCGUGGUGGAGUUUGCAACCAUCAAGGCUGCGGAGCUGGCUGUCCAAAAUGAAGUGGGCCUGGUUGAUAACCCUCUGAAGAUUUCCUGGUUGGAGGGACAGCCCCAGGAUGUGGGGGGCCCCAGCCACCCAGGACUGUCACAGGUCACUGACCACUGAACUUACUCCGUGAGCGUGCACUCGCUGGGUCUGCCACAGAACAGGGCUCAGCGGUUGGCUCUGCUCCGCAGCCCCCUUGGCCUGGCUCACUUCUGUGCCAACUCAGGUGGGCUUCACACUUCACAAAGCUUCAGCUGUACCGACGGGAGAAGUGAUUUCGUUCCCACUGCAGACCUUAUCAGGGUGUGGGGUGGGUGGAUCUGAGCUCCACUGGAGAGCUGCCUCUCCACCCCACAACACUGGCGCGUUGGGUUGGUUGUUUAUUAUUCUUUUGAUUAUGAACAUAGAGCACCCUUUAAUCCCCUGCACUGCGCUGGCAAGAUCAUAAAAGAAGGCACUGGGCCCCGCCCUCCUGUAGCCCUGGUGUGUAUUUUUAGGAGGCAGGUGGCCUCAUGCUUGUUUCUCCUUCUAGUGCGGGGGCUGACUGAGCCUGCGUCUAGGGCAGGGCUCCCUUCUCUGUCCUGGCAGGAGCCAGACCGCGGGGAGGGGGCGGUGCUCUCCUGCCCCUCUGACAGCGCCUUCGCUGGAAACCUGUGAGAAGCCCAAGCCACGGGUGGCCAGAAGGAGUGACAAAUAAAGGGCGAGGAGGAAAUGAAGGGAGACAUGGGCGCCUGGGUGGCUCAGUUGGUUAAGCGACUGCCUUCGGCUCAGGUCAAGAUCCUGGAGUCCCAGGAUCGAGUCCCGCAUCGGGCUCCCUGUUCGGGAGGGAGUCUGCUUCUCCCUCUGACCCUCCUCCCUCUCACGCUCUCUGUCUCUCAUUGUCUCUCUCUCAAAUAAAUAAAUAAAAUCUUUAAAAAAAAAAAAAAAUGAAGGGAGACAGGGCCUGGCUGGCGCACGCAGUGAUUCAGCCUGAGAAGAUGGAGCAGGGCUGACUGUUGAUGGAAGGCCUGGGGGCUGCUUGUGAUGGGUGGGAGGAGAGCCCGCGGAGAAGUACCGGGCAGCCUCACUCCUUGACUCAGGACUGUAGUUCUGCCUAGGCCCAGUCCUCCAAGUCUGGAGUGGGGGGCUGCACCCUGCUACCCUGACCGUCCCCCGGUCCCCUCUGUC
Mirounga angustirostris (Northern elephant seal) is the source of this 1917-nucleotide messenger RNA. It is a transcript of the gene DNAJC17, whose product is annotated as DnaJ heat shock protein family (Hsp40) member C17. Gene Ontology annotation, molecular function: RNA binding. Gene Ontology annotation, biological process: spliceosomal complex disassembly. NCBI's taxonomy places the organism in Eukaryota, Metazoa, Chordata, Mammalia, Carnivora, Phocidae. The record is from RefSeq and is a predicted model, not a curated record. The transcript is spliced from 11 exons. Gene Ontology annotation, cellular component: spliceosomal complex. The coding region runs from base 64 to 870 and encodes 268 amino acids.